Fusarium subglutinans is the source of this 696-nucleotide messenger RNA. RefSeq lists its product as uncharacterized. The record is from RefSeq and is a predicted model, not a curated record. The transcript is spliced from 7 exons. Bases 1 to 696 code for a protein of 231 amino acids. NCBI's taxonomy places the organism in Eukaryota, Fungi, Ascomycota, Sordariomycetes, Hypocreales, Nectriaceae.
AUGGAUGACAACCAAGCUGGCAAUCCUGAUACGCCAUCAGGCAAGAGCAAACCUACUACCACUACCCAAGCGUUGUGGUUGAGUUACGCUUACGAGCACGAUCGGAGGAUGACGAUAGACGUUCGAGCAGAUGACGGCGAGACUGAGAGCGCUGUAUUUCACCAGCUCACAAUUUGCGAGGAGUUUACUGAUGGGACUCAGACCUGCCCUUUCGAUUGCUCCAUGGCCGACACGACUGGCCCCUCUCCCAGGAUGACUGCUCCUAGGGUCUUGGCUGAUCAGAGCAUCAAGUUCCCUUCGAAACAUCUCAAAUUUCUUCAAACAGGUGGUAUCUCGGCCAUGGCUAAGCUAUGCUACUUUUGCAACCCCAGAGAAGGUAUCAGUACCGUUUCACUCCUUAUUGCACGCCGGACAAAGGCUACCUUGGCUCAGCCACCCAAUAUCCUCGCCCCCCGAGCCGUUGCUGAUGCUAUCCUGACUCCGCUACAGAGUCGCUUUUCUCCCAGCCCUACCUCCGCCAUUCAACUUUGUCGGCAGGUUCCACGCCUAUCAAACCAGAACGCCUGGCUAACUGACGAUACAGACCGUGCGUCUGAGAAACAACCCACAUCCCCUUCCAAGCAUGUCGGCUACACAUGUCAGGCUGCUGCAGGUGCUGCCACAAUUUUCGAUGUCGCUGGGGAAUGCGCUGAUUAG